Molecule: messenger RNA, 639 nt
Organism: Striga asiatica
Lineage: Eukaryota; Viridiplantae; Streptophyta; Magnoliopsida; Lamiales; Orobanchaceae
Source: the annotation of a GenBank genome assembly
AUGUCGUGCUCACUCAGACUCCCCACCACAAAAUCAUUACCACGCAACCUCACAAACGACUCAACUCGAGAAUCGGAGUCAAUGGCCCUCGACUUCUCCGCCAAUGUCUGGCAGCAAGCUAGAGCUUCUCUGAGCCUUCUCAGCCGAGAAAUUUCCUGCAUAAAAAAACCGGAUUCCGGCGCCGGCGGCGAGUACUCCACCGGCACUGUGGAAACCCUCGUGACGGGGGCACAUGAAACCGUCCUGAUUGAUAGAGGGUACAAAAGAGGAAGAGGAUCGAGAGUUGGGAGAAUUAGAGUGAGAAAAGGAGUUCCGGAGGAGGAACAUCGAAUUGGCGCGUUUCGAAUUCAAGGUAAAGAGGUUGUUGUGAUACAGCGGAGAACUACUAUGUGCCGCCAUUACCUAGAGGAAAAGUACCGUGGGACUCAACGGUCGAGUCAUCCGACUCAUCUGGUUUUGAUUGGAGGACGACGAUCUCGAACGUGGUCCCGGCCAAGGACUCCAUCAGGCGCUGCCACUCGAGGUGAUUGGAGCAAAGGCGGGGAUUGGGUAGAACGGCGGAGAUCAGUGGCAGGUGAUCACGAGGCCGGCGAGGGCCGGGAAUUAGUUGGUGGUUUCCUGCCUCAGUUUGACUGGUAG